Molecule: messenger RNA, 384 nt
Organism: Striga asiatica
Lineage: Eukaryota; Viridiplantae; Streptophyta; Magnoliopsida; Lamiales; Orobanchaceae
Source: the annotation of a GenBank genome assembly
AUGAGUUGUGAGGUGGCGUUCACGUGUGAGUUGGUGCGUGGUGGCAUGUGUCCCACUGUUUGUUGUGUGGAAAAUUACUGCAUUGCCCUCAAUCAAGGAGUAUUUGAGUUGUCUGGAACUGCUGGUCAUCCUUACAUCCGGAAAAUUACUAAUCAAAAUGAAGAAUCCACAAAAUCCCAAAAUCAGAAGCUGCUUGGGAAAAACCAGAUGGGCGGUGGGAAAAUCGAAGAUGCGAAAGGAUCCGUAAAGUAUAUUGAGUUGGGCUUCAGCUCAGGCGCACGCAACGCAACAGAAUGGCUGUGGAUACCAACGAAAAGAGCCCAACCACCCAAGCACGAACCUUCCACAUACUUGAGAUCCCCAUCCUCCGGAUCAUAUCUAUGA